AUGGCACUUAAAACAUUCGACACAAGACUGCUCCCUGAAGUCCGGGCUCAAAACCUUACGCCGGAGGCAUUUGCGCCCUACGGAGGCAUCAUCAGCGCAGACCACCAGAUCAAAAACGCCGAAUCCUCUUCUGCCAACUAUGGAACGGCCACCAAAAUCCACCGCGUAGCACCUGUAGAAAACCACUUCAGCAAAUGUAAAUCUGGAGCUCCUGCUACGCCCAGAUGGAACAUAUUCCGCUGCUCGGCGCCGAAACAUCUCAUAAACGUCAAGAGUGGUAAAACCAAAACGUACACCGCCAAGGUUUUGGAAAGACAUCCUUAUAGUACGCAAACGUUCAUUCCAAUGGGCCAGGCCCGUGAGAAGGAUUCGUAUGUAGUGAUUGUAGCACAAACGGACUACUCCUCCGAUCAACUUCUUCCUGAUCCAACCACUUUGAAGGCGUUUAUCUGCAAAGGUAAUCAGUCCAUUACAUAUGGUGCUGGAACGUGGCAUGCCCCUAUGGUGGUUGUAGACGAGCAGAUUCCUCACAUAGACUUUGCAGUGUUCAUCCAUGAGAAUGGAGUGGCCGAGGAAGACUGUCAAGAAUGCUACUUCGAGCCAGGGUACUCGGUGGCAUACGAGGUGAAUGAGCUUCAACCAAAAUUAUAG
Molecule: messenger RNA, 651 nt
Organism: Australozyma saopauloensis
Lineage: Eukaryota; Fungi; Ascomycota; Pichiomycetes; Serinales; Metschnikowiaceae
Product: ureidoglycolate hydrolase
Exons: 1
Coding region: 1-651 (216 amino acids)
Biological process (GO): allantoin catabolic process
Molecular function (GO): ureidoglycolate hydrolase activity; ureidoglycolate lyase activity
Source: RefSeq, a predicted model, not a curated record